Messenger RNA from Symbiodinium sp. CCMP2592, 2691 nucleotides. Lineage: Eukaryota; Dinophyceae; Suessiales; Symbiodiniaceae. The record is from the annotation of a GenBank genome assembly.
AUGAUGGAGGCAAGGACCAACUACGCCGAACACCACGGCCUCACGAUCCAGCAGGUCACCGAGGAGAUGAUCAAGGGCUCUGAGAAGGGUCCUAUUCACUGGGCUACGGUGAAGACGAAUGUGACAGCUCGUUCGGCCACGGGACAGGCUUUGCAAAGAGCCUUGAAGCACAGACCGGACGUCCGCGAACUCUACCAGGUUCUCUUGGAUUCGGAAAAGAUCUCAUUUCGCCAAGCAUGGGCAUGCACGAAGAGCUUCGAGUUUACAACCGCCCGCCGCUCCACUACGAACACGUUUCGGCGGCGAAAGGAGGACAUCGGUGUGUUCAAGACGGAGUUGCAGCUCCAGCAGCUGCUGGGCGGAUCGGACAAGGCCGAGGCUGUGUCCCAGGCUAGCAACUACGUGAACAUGUGCAUUCGGCCGGACUUGAAGCCCUUCUGCUACAUGUACAACGACUGGCUGAAGGCCGACACGUUUCUGUGGGUGGAAAGUUUGGUGAGCACUGCUUCCGAGACUGCCUGGAUGAAUGAGGUGACGGUGGAGUCGGAGAACCCCCUUUCUGGCAGCUGGUCUGAAAAAGCCGAGUUCUGCAAGGCUGCACGGGUGUAUGCUGUGGAAUACCAAUGUGCUCCCAAAGAUGUCACUUUGGACAUGCUACAGCAGACGACACUGGGAGUCAAGGGCUUUGCAAAGCUCUACGAGUCCACUCCAGCGGCCUUCCCGCAACCUGGUGGCGAUGGCUCCGCUCCGAAGCAGACGGCCGCGAAUCCACCUGCACCGGCUGCUCCCAAGGCCAAGGCUAAAGCGGCGGCUAAGGGCAAAGCUAAGGCUAUGAAAUCCGGCGAUGGUGCUCAGGGUCCUGACGGUGAGAAUCCUCUGCUUGGCUCUGGGGGAGAUGGAGAUGAAGGCCAGGGUCCUUCUAAGAGGCCCAAGAAAGGUGCAGGCAACCCCACCGGCAAAAAGGAGCGAGAAGUCAAAGAGUUCUUAGCCCUGGAAGCCGAAAGCGACAAUGUGAUGUCGAAGAUCGCAUCCUCUAUGAGUGCCAACCCCGCUGUUUGGAGUUGGGCGAAGGAUUUCGUCCAGCAGUAUCGGAGUCUCCGAACGGAGAUCCUUGCUAUGUACGCCGAUGUUGAGUUUUUUGGCCAAAUGAAGAUCGCGGCACUGAGUGCCAAGGAGACUUCUCGGCUGAAGAAGAUCUACGGGCUAGAUUAUCAUUCAAAGUUGUGCGAGUUUUGUCUGCAGAUGGGCUUCUACGAAGUCGAAAAAGAAGGUGCCCAAGCGAUCGGCCUCCGCAGCAUCGCUGUCCGUGUGAUCGAAAUCCUCAGCUGGCCAGCAUUCAUGGAUCCAGACAUCUCCGGCUCCCGGGUCUUAGUUUGGCACUGGCUGUCAGAGCUCUGCUCGUGCGGCUGUCGUGGCUGGUGUUCAGUCUUCCCGCUUCUGGAACAUUUCCGUUGUGACAUGAGCCGUGAGCACACCGAUAUUCGACCGGCGAUUUUGGAUUUCAAGGCCGACUGGCCGGCGCUGGUCGAGAUUUGCGGCCUUCGGACAUGGUCUCACAACCUCCAUCCAUGCCCAUGCUGCACGGUGGAUAAGUCUUCCUUGUUGGCCGUCGGCACACAUUCCUUGAAUUCCUCGCCGAACCCACUUUUUACGCAGAGCUCUUAUGACGAGCUCGUAGCACGGACUUUCCGGGAAGUGAUUGUGCCCGACGACGAGACCCAACGGCGACUUCACAGCUUGCUCCGCUACAGCAAGAAUGGUCGGGGACGAUGCUUGAAGGCGGCCUUCCCGCCGCUGGGUCUUCGUAGAGGCCAUCGCCUGGAGCCAUCUGAACAUCUUUUGGACGUGGACAACUUUAUCCAUCUCACGACACCAUUCAGCUGUAUCUUCUACACCGGCGGGACGCACGGUCGCAUCCUCCAUCGAUCACCUUUUUUGAGAAUACCUGGGGUCUCGAUCGACUGCUGGUGCAUAGAUGUGCUCCACACAUGGCAUUUCGGACCAUUGUCCUCGUAUGUCGCACAUUCGCUGCGAACCCUGAUUUCUUCGCCGGUGUAUCAGCCGGCCAGUUAUAAGGACCUGGAGAAAGAGGAGGCUGACAAGCUCGCCUUGCUUCAUCUUCGUGCGGAACUUUGGUCGUUCUACAAGAGACGCCGAGAAUCAGACGAAGAUUGGAAGAGAAAAGGCUCAGAGGUGUGGAACCUGACCUUGACCAUGAUUGCUGGAAAAUAUCUCAAAGCGAAAGCUGCCGAGACACAUGGGCUGCUCAACUUCGUCGUCGAUAGACUUGCAAAGCAUUCGGAACAACUGGCUUCGACGACUGAAGCUGCUUCUGUCGAUCUGUUGCUGAGAGCAGGCACUGCAGCGAUGGACUUCGAUGCAGUGCUGGCGGCUCACCCGAGAGCGGUCGAUGCCGACACUUGUGCACUGCUGUUCGACAACUACAACAGGUUCAUCUGCCUGGCUGCCAGAGCCCAGAUCCCUCUCAUGCCUAAAUGUCAUAUGAUGUACCAUAUGAUUCAGAGGGCACUGCUGAAGGGGAAUCCCCGCUUUUACUCCACUUCCAUCGACGAAUCCCUGAACGGGGCGAUCGCCCGUGUGUGCCGGUCGGUUCACAGACGAGGAUGGGCACUUGCAGUGUAUCGCAAGCUUUCUAUGUUUGAACAGCUGUUGGCAGAGGAUGAGGAGUGA